Messenger RNA from Verticillium nonalfalfae, 499 nucleotides. RefSeq lists its product as uncharacterized. The transcript has a single exon. The annotation marks the transcript as partial. NCBI's taxonomy places the organism in Eukaryota, Fungi, Ascomycota, Sordariomycetes, Glomerellales, Plectosphaerellaceae. The record is from RefSeq and is a predicted model, not a curated record.
AUGUCCAUCCUUUCGAGCCUCAAGAAGUCGAGGCAGUCGGCCAAGGAGCACAACAAAAAGGAGGCCGAGAAGGCUUCAGAGGAGCACAAGCAGGUGCCGUAUCGCCAUGUUCCUACGCACGCCGCCAUUGACGCCCUCGCGGCCGCCCCCUCGAGCUGGAAGCAUGACGACCGACCAAAGAUUCUCGAGCAGAACCGACGAAGGAGUGCCAUGGCCACGUCCAACCUAGGCACGAAAAUGCCAGGACCAGGAGGACUCCCUCGUGUUGGCAGCAGCCUUUCUCACGUCACUUACCCCUCGGUGCACGCCAACCCGAUGCGACACAUGCCCAGAGCCUACAGCUACAACGGCGUCCCACCAAUGCCUGCUUGGGGCGGAGAUCGCUCCACCACCGUCAAUUACUCGGUACCUGAUCUCGCCCUGCCGUCCAUCAAGGGCAAAGAGGUUGAGAGGCUGCCUAUGUUCGAAUCAGGGCGGGCGAGCUCUUUAUCCAGCAAAG